Bombyx mandarina (wild silkworm) is the source of this 5683-nucleotide messenger RNA. RefSeq names its product glycogen debranching enzyme. Gene Ontology annotation, biological process: glycogen biosynthetic process; glycogen catabolic process. The record is from RefSeq and is a predicted model, not a curated record. Gene Ontology annotation, molecular function: 4-alpha-glucanotransferase activity; amylo-alpha-1,6-glucosidase activity. NCBI's taxonomy places the organism in Eukaryota, Metazoa, Arthropoda, Insecta, Lepidoptera, Bombycidae.
UCACUAAUAUUGACAAAAUUCAAAAACAUUUCAAAAUUCAAAGUGAAGAAGAAAGGUAGCAGAUAAAAGACUAUAUUAUUGAAUUAAUAUUACAAUUUUAUAGCUUAUUUUUAUUGAAUUGAAUACAAUGAAGUGGUUUUAGCUUAGGGAUCUUCAAUUUUAUAAAAUCAAAUUGAGGCAGAUGGCGAUCGAGCGCAGCGCUGCCGCGGAGGCCGCGCGUGCCCCCGCCACGCCCACCGCAGCCCCCCUGCCCGCCCCCACCACCGUCAUCACCCUCGAACACGGGGAGCAUUUUGACUCUACUCUAUAUAGAUUUGAAAAAGGCUGCUAUUUACAAUUUUGUCCCGGACCAAGUUUAUUAGGCCGGAAGGUGUUCCUUUACACUAAUUAUGUGCUCACUGACGAUGAACAAGACGAUCAAUCCGAGUUCAUCCGCAAUCAGUACUACGGGCUGGAGUGGCGCGCCGAGGGGGAGGAGGGAGAGAAGGGCGAGUCGUUGGGAGCCGGGCCCCUCGUCACCGACACCGACCUCUACUGUAAGAUCAAGCUGGCCAGGGCUGGCUCCUUCCAUUUCUACUUCGUCUAUGAUAAUGCAGAAUCAAAGAUAGGUCCCCAAGGCUCGGGCUGGUUCCACGUGGCGCCGACGCUGCGCGCGGGCCCGGGCGGCGCGGCGCGCAUCCCGCUGGACGGCGUCGCCAUGCAGACCGUGCUGGCCAAGAGCCUGGGCCCCUUGCCGCGCUGGGAGAACACGCUCAGGGUCGCCAAAGAGACGGGCUAUAAUAUGAUACAUUUUACUCCUAUACAGGAGCUGGGCGGCUCCAACUCGAGCUACAGCAUCGCCAACCAGCUGAAGCUGAACCCUCGCUUCGGGCAGGACACGGGGCGGGAGGUCACCUUCGCUGACGUCGAGAACAUUGUCGCCAAGAUCAAAAACGACUGGAACAUGCUGUCGAUAUGCGACGUGGUGCUGAAUCACACGGCCAACGAGACGAGCUGGGUGGCGGAGCACCCCGAGGCCACGUACAACUGCGGCUCGUGCGCCUACCUGCGCCCCGCCGCGCUGCUGGACGCCGCGCUCGCCGCACUCACCGCGCGCGUCGCCCGCGCCCUGCACGCGCCGCCCGUGCCGCCGCGCGUCACGCAACACGCGCACGUCGAGGCCAUCAAACACAUAUUGGAGACGCAGGUAGUCCCAGAGCUGCGCCUGCACGAAAUGUACAUGUGCAAUGUGUCGGAGCUAGUCCAGGAGUUCUACUUUUUGGCGAGAAACAAGGUGCCGGCGGUGAAGGCCCCGGCGGAGGCGGAGCGGCCGGUGCUGAAGCUGGUGGAGGACCCGCAGUACCGCCGCCUCCGCGCCACCGUCGACCUGGACGCCGCUCUGCAGCUCUACAACGUGUACAGGUCGGAGUGUUACGACGAGGAGUCCCGCCUCAAGAAAUGCUGUGAGGAGUUGAAGCUGAACCUGGAGCAGCUGAACGAGGCGGCCGCGGAGCAGGUGCGGGGACACCUCCGCGCCGCCGUCGACAACGUGGUCGCCGGCAUGAGGUACUACCGCCUGCAAUCGGACGGACCCAAGAUCGAGGAAGUCAGCGCUAAGAAUCCGCUGGUGCCGAGGUACUUCACGUGGGCGUGCGACGUGGAGUCGUGCAGCAGCGCGGAGGUGGAGGCGGCGCUGUACGGGGGGGAGGGGGGCGCGGUGAUGGCGCACAACGGCUGGGUCAUGGGGGCCGACCCCCUCACGGACUUCGCCGCGCGCCCCGCCGCCGCCGUCUACCUGCGCCGCGACCUGCUGGCCUGGGGGGACUCCAUCAAGCUCAGGUACGGUGACAAGCCGGAGGACAGCCCGUUUCUGUGGGCGCACAUGCGGGAGUACGUCGAGCUCACGGCCGAAGUGUUCGACGGACUGCGCCUCGACAACUGCCACUCCACGCCGCUGCACGUGGCGGAGUACAUGCUGGACUGCGCGCGCAACGUCAAGCCGGACCUGUACGUGGUGGCGGAACUCUUCACCAACUCCGACCAAGUCGACAACAUCUUCGUGAACCGACUGGGCAUUACUUCUCUCAUCAGAGAGGCUCAGAGCGCGUGGGACUCGCACGAGCAGGGCCGGCUCCUGCACCGGUUCGGGGGGCGCGGCGCGGGGGCCUUCAUGUGGGGGGGGCCGCGCCCCGCCGUGCCGCACGUGGCGCGCGCCGCGCUCUACGACCUCACGCACGACAACCCCUCGCCCAUCGACAAGAGAUCCGUCUGGGAUUUGUUGCCGUCGUCGGCCUUGGUGUCCAUGGCCUGCUGCGCCACGGGGAGCACGCGCGGCUACGACGAGCUGGUCCCCCACCACGUCCACGUGGUCGACGAGUCGCGGCUGUACUGCGAGUGGAGCGACGGCGCGGAGCCGGCCGAGGGCGGCGUGGGCCCCGCCUGCGGGAUCCUGGCCGCCAAGCGAGCGCUCAACGAGCUGCACCUACAGCUGGCCCAGGGCGGCUACGACGAGGUGUACGUGGACCAGAUGGACGCUGACGUGGUGGCCGUGACGCGCCACGAGCCGCGCUCCCGCCGCUCCGUCAUCGCCGUCGCCUUCACCGCCUUCCGCCCCCCCGCCGCCGCCGCCCGCCGCGCGCCCCCACCCCUCCGCUUUGAGGGACAGCUCGAGCAGAUCCUCAUCGAAACUGGACUGAGGAUCAAGGACCACACGGCCGGCCCGUUCUCGAAGCACCCCCGCUACAUCACCGGGCUCGCGCAGUACGACGCGCCCGUGCGCCGCGACGUGCCGCUCGCGCAGUCCGACGUGUUCGCCGCGGAGAGGACCGAAGGACAAACCACGAUCUUGGAAUUCAAGCCCUUAUCCCCGGGCACUGUGGUCGUCAUUCGCGUGGCGCCGCACCCGGCCGCCGCCAGCGCCGUGGCCGCGCUGCACAGGCACAUGGAGCUGGCGGCCGGCGGCGACCCGUACGGCCUGCAGCCCGCCCUGGCCGAGCUCGACCUGGUGGACUUCAACGUGCUGCUGUACAGAUGCGACGCGGAGGAGAGGGACGCGGGGGGCGGCGGAGUCUACGACGUGCCGGGCCACGGGCCCCUCGUGUACGCCGGCCUGCAGGGCGUGAUCUCGUUGCUCUCGGAGAUAACUCCCAACGAUGACUUGGGACAUCCGCUGUGCGACAACCUGCGCGCCGGGGACUGGCUCAUGGACUACACGUGCGCGCGCCUGGAGAGGGACCCCAGACUGGCUGCCGUGGCCGCAAAAUACAGGGAGGCGUUCCGGCCCAUCUCUGCGCUGCCCCGGUUCCUGGUGCCGGCGUACUUCGCGGCGGCGGCGGGAGCGCUGCACGGCGCGCUGGUGGCGGCGGCGCUGCGGCGGGUGCGCGCGCCCGCGGGGACCCUGCGCGCCGCGCUCGCGCUCACCAGCGUGCAGCUCACAGGGCACGUGCCGAGCGCGACCCUGCCCGCGCCGCUCCCCGCGUCCCCCACCGCGCCGGCCCCUCGCGGCCCCCGCCCCGGCUCGCUGUCCGCCGGCCUGCCGCACUUCGUGGUGGGCUACACGCGCUGCUGGGGGCGCGACACCUUCAUAGCGCUCCGCGGCAUGUUCCUGCUCACCGGGAGAUACGAGGACGCUCGCCUCCACAUACUGUCGUACGGGGCGUGUCUCCGGCACGGCCUGAUCCCCAACCUGCUGGACUGCGGGAAGAACGCGCGCUACAACUGCCGCGACGCCGUGUGGUGGUGGCUCUACUGCGUGCAGCAGUAUUGUAAGGAGGCCCCGGACGGGCUGUCCCUCCUGUCGGAGCCGGUGUGUCGGCUGCAGGCGCGCGAGGAGGGCGCCCCCGCCGCCGCGCCGCUGCACGAGCUGCUGCAGGACGCGCUCGACACGCACUUCCAGGGCCUCGUGUUCCGCGAGAGGAACGCCGGCAGGACCAUCGACGCGCACAUGACCGACAAGGGUUUUAAUGUGCAAAUCGGCAUCGACCCAGAAACCGGGUUCCCGUUCGGUGGCAACGACUCGAAUUGCGGCACGUGGAUGGACAAGAUGGGGUCGUCCGACAAGGCGGGCAACCGCGGACAGCCCGCCACCCCCCGGGACGGCAGCGCCAUCGAGCUGGUCGCGCUGGCCUACAGCACCGCGCGCUGGCUGGCCGAGCUGCACCGCGCCGGGCGCUACCCGACCCCGGGGCUGGUGCGCCGCCACCGGGACGGCACGCUCACCUCCUGGACCUUCGCGCAGUGGGCCGACCGCAUCCGGGCCUCCUUCGAGCGACACUUCUGGGUCCCGCCGACCCCCGCCGCGCCCGACGCGCGCCCCGACCUGGUGCACCGCCGCGCCAUCUACAAGGACACGCACGGCGCCUCGCGGCCCUGGGCCGACUACCAGCUGCGUUGCAACUUUCCCGUGGCCAUGGCGCUCGCCCCCGACCUGUUCGACCCGCGCCACGCCUGGCAGGCCCUGGACCAGGUCGAGAAGCUGCUGCUGGGGCCGCUCGGCGUGAAGACGCUGGACCCGGCCGACUGGGCCUACCGACCGGACUACGACAACUCCAACGACUCGGACGACCCGAGCGUCGCGCACGGCUUCAACUACCAUCAGGGCCCCGAGUGGGGCUGGCCGCUCGGCUUCUACGUGCGCGCGCGCUUGGCCUUCGCGCACCCCUGCGGCAAGCACGCCCGCGCCGUCGCCGCCGGGUACCGCGCGCUGGGGCCCUCCGCCGCCGAGCUGCGCGCCUCGCCCUGGCGCGGCCUGCCCGAGCUCACCAACGCGGGCGGCGCCUACUGCCGGGACUCCUGCCGCUCGCAGGCCUGGACCGCCGCCUCCGCGCUGGAGGCCCUGGCUCGGCCGGCGGCGCGGCUCUCACGCACCAUCUACAACCUGCUGCAGGGCGGCCGCGACAGGCCGCUCUCUACCGUCGUGUACAGCGACCGGCUGCUGCGCUACGGGCUGCCGCUGCCGGUGCGCGUGGGGCGGCGCCGCCUGUGGGACGAGCUCGGCCGCGGCGCCGUCACGGAGCGUCGCGCCGCCGGGCCCCGCGCCGCGCACGUCCUGUCCCUCCCGCCGGUACCGCGACUCGCCCCCCGCGCCGGGCCCCUGCUGGGUAUCCCUUCUCCCAACGGUUGUACAAAGUAUUAUCCGCGACGACAAUUUCGAUUUAGAUCUUCUCGAAGACGAAUCUUCAUCCUGCCGGCCGAUUGUCAUUUCUUGGAAUCGAUCCUGUGGGAGGGCGAAUCGGUUCACCGCUCUCUUGACUACCGGCAGCCCGCGGGUGGCGUCGAGCCCUGCCGCCCGCGCCCGGUCGCUCUGAAGCGGCUCUCUCGGAUGUCUUCGGCCUGCGGCUCCGCGCUGGAGGAGCCGGACGAAGGGGGGAUCCGGCCCCAGUUCGCGAUGCCGGACGACGAGAGGGCGGCGGGCGGGGCGGGCGGGGAGGAGGAGGGGAGCGAGGGGGAGGCGGCGGAGCUGACGUACGAGGCGCUAGUGAAGCCCUCCCCGCGGGUCAGCGUCAUCAAUUUGUCGGAGCGGCAGAACAACAAGGAGGCGUGGCGGCCGCUGGAGCGCAAGGUCCUGAACACGGCGCGCGAGGGGGCGGGGGCGGGGGGGCGCGGGGCGCGGCUGCAGCGGGCCACGCUGCGCGCGCUGCUCUCCUUCUCGGGGCUCUUCUACACGGUCGCCUUCCUCACCUUCUACUUCCUGAGCUUGCCGUGA